Brugia malayi is the source of this 339-nucleotide messenger RNA. RefSeq lists its product as uncharacterized. Bases 1 to 339 code for a protein of 112 amino acids. The transcript is spliced from 2 exons. The record is from RefSeq and is a predicted model, not a curated record. Lineage: Eukaryota; Metazoa; Nematoda; Chromadorea; Rhabditida; Onchocercidae.
AUGAUGGCAAGAAGCAGUAUGGAAGCUGGGCCAUCAUCCGAGAUUUCCCCAACUAUGGAUCAAUGCCAUUCGAGUUCUCUUCAAAGGAAGAAGAGACGUUUGCACGCUGAUCAACGUGCACAACUUACCUACCAAAAAAUUGCAGCAGAACGGAAAGCUGAAAAAGAAAAACGUCAACUGGAAAGAGAGAAGAGGCAAAAAGUUUUGGAAGAAUACACUUCAAUUAAACAAAGGAUGAAUAAAGCAUUAUUAAAAAAGAACAAACGGGGACAGCCAAAUCUCAACGCUCAAAUAGAAGUUUUGUUGGAAAAGAUUGAAAAACGGAUGCAAAAGUCAUAA